CUUCCCUCUCUCCUCUCCCUCCUUCCCUCCCUCCCCCCCUCGCCGGCGGCCCCGCCGCUGGCCCCGCCGGCGCCCAAUGGCAGCGGACGGCGGGGCCGCGGCAGCGGUCUCGGGGCCCCGGGCGCGCGGGCGGCGGCUGAUCGCCGCGGCAGGUCGGGGGAGGCGAGGGCGCGCCCGCCUGGAGGCGCCGCUGCCCAGAGGCUCCACUCCGCCGAGACCGCGACGGAGAUCGCCAAACUGCUCCGGGGGCUGUCGGCGCUCGAUUGGGGCGGCGGCGUCCUUGGGGACCCCGAGGUCUACGACGCCUUCCAACAGCUGUACGACCAGGUCGGCCACGUCGCCAAGCGCUCCGCCCUGGCCUCGAGGACGGCCGAGCAGCUGCGCGGCCGGUGGCUGUCGCUGGUGGAUGAGGUGAGCGAGCUGGAGGGUCGCCCGGCUUGCUUGCUCGGCGGCGGUUGAAACGUCUUGUGGGGGCUGAGCAUUCCUGCGUCGCAGCGGCGCACGAGGAUAAUGAGAAAAAGGCGAUUCAGAUAUCCAGAGGAUGAUGAUGAUGAUGAUGAUGAU
Molecule: messenger RNA, 564 nt
Organism: Prorocentrum cordatum
Lineage: Eukaryota; Dinophyceae; Prorocentrales; Prorocentraceae
Source: the annotation of a GenBank genome assembly